Messenger RNA from Glarea lozoyensis ATCC 20868, 216 nucleotides. RefSeq lists its product as uncharacterized. The record is from RefSeq and is a predicted model, not a curated record. The coding region runs from base 1 to 216 and encodes 71 amino acids. The transcript has a single exon. NCBI's taxonomy places the organism in Eukaryota, Fungi, Ascomycota, Leotiomycetes, Helotiales, Helotiaceae.
AUGGUUUGCGAUAAAAGGACCGUUUUCGACGGUGCGUGCUACUUCGAAGGUGUGCCAGCAUCCCGGGGGCUCGGUGUCGUUGGUCAUGGCGAUGGCAGUGUGGUGGUAGUUUCCGUCGUUGAGCGGGUGGAUGGAGAUGGAGAGGUGGAGGAGGGGUUGGAUUGCGCUUUCUGGGGAGGGGUUUUGGAAGGGGUUGAGGUGGUAGUUGUGAUCUGA